Daphnia pulicaria is the source of this 2612-nucleotide messenger RNA. RefSeq lists its product as uncharacterized. The transcript has 5 exons. The coding region runs from base 1171 to 2487 and encodes 438 amino acids. The record is from RefSeq and is a predicted model, not a curated record. NCBI's taxonomy places the organism in Eukaryota, Metazoa, Arthropoda, Branchiopoda, Diplostraca, Daphniidae.
CAGACUGGCAGCAUGCUCUCUUCAGCCAUUUUCAGACGUCCAUACACUUCAGCCAUUUUCAGACGUCCAUAUUCAGAUUCCAGACCUAGUAACAAAACAGAUCAGCUUGGAACAAAAUUUGUGAAGCGGGGCUGAUUAUUGAUCUUUGUUUCUUUGAGCAGGCUGGCUGAGCAUAAAGGGACAGAAAAGAGAAAUUGUGGUGGUUAACCAAUGGAAAAAUUACCGCUACUUGUUGUGUGACCCUUUUAAGAACAUGAAAGAAUAUCAAAACAAGGUGGCUUCAGAGUUACUCGAAGGCAGGCUGGCUGAGCAUAAAGGGACAGACAAGAGAAAUUGUGGUCUUUUAGAUCAGCUCUGAACAAAAUAUGUGCAGCGGGGCUGAGCAUUGUUCUUUGAGAUGGCUGGCUGAGCAUAAAGGGACAGAAAAGAGAAAUUUUGGUGGUUAACCAACAGAAAAAUUACAGCUACAUGUUGUGUGGCCCUUUUAAGAACACGAAAGAAUCACAAAACAAGGUGGCCUCAGAGUUACUCGAAGGUGAUCUACUAGAAAGCUAUCAUUCUGUCUAGGGAGGGUAAGGAAAAAUUUUUCUUAUCAAACAUAAUAUAAUAUCAACCUAAGCCCACUUGCACAUCUUAUUAAGCAUAGAGAUAAAAUAAUUGAGUUUGACAAUUUUAUUUGAAAAAGAAAGAUGAGACUACAGACACUGAAUUAGAAAGGCUGAAAAAGUAAGAAGUUUGUAGUCUUCAUGUCCAGAUGAUUUUACUCGCUGUCAUCUAUAAUUUCAAAUUAGGGCUAAUUAGGAAUUGUUAAAUGUUGUAAAAGUAAAAUUAAAUUCUUACCACUGCUAGAUUCGCACUUCUCCUUGAACUGAUUAGCCAAAGUGGUAUUGACAAAUUCGUCUGAGGAAGAUGACUCAGCUCUGGCCUUCUUUGCUCGUCUCCCGUCCCUCUUUCGAUUAAUCCUCUUCUUCCAAUUGUACAUAUCGAUUUAGUAAUCGAUUUGAACUUGUGUUGACCAUGUAUUGAACAGCUGUUUUUAAAGGGGGGUAGGGAAAAAGGGGAGUAACCGGCCGUCGCCUCCUCAGACCAUUCUAGCUGUUGACGGGGAGCAGUCGCAGUUUUCGGUAGUUCUUUACCAGUCAAUUAUUUUUGUGAAAGUUCGAUUGCAAGAUGGGGAAAAGGCGUAGGGAAUCAGAAGAUUCUAGUUCUAGUGAAUCUUCAACUUCGUCGUCUUCGACAGACACUUCGGACGCCUCGUCCACCGACUCGUACGUCGCAUCACGUAGGAAGAAGGGCAGUAAAAGGGACACGUCCCCCGAUCGUAUCCAGAAAAAUCCCAUCAAUCCGAAGGCGAGUGGUUUAGGGAAUGCUGCCGCAGCCUCAGUAGCACUGUCUAAUCUUAUUCGUGCAACUUUGAGUGGAGCCGGUGAAGAAGCCCCAGCCCAAGAAAGAGAUGGUGAUGCAGGCGGAAUGGAAGCUCCGGUGGGUGCCGUGGCAGCAGCGAACGGAGUGGCAGCAGCAAACGGAGUGGCAGCAGCAGACAGAGUGGCUCAGGAGAGACCGAUUCCAGCGGUGGGGCAGGCCCUGUUACAGCUAGCCUCCUUCAUAGAAGCUCAGCACGCCCCAAAGAGUAGUAAGAAGAAAAGACUCAAGCCUACCAUCAAGCAAAGCAGGCGCAUGCUGAAGAGACUGCGAAGAGGAGCGAGCAACAAGAGAGUUGGACAGCUGAAGUCCAAAUACAGGUUGGAUGUGGAAGACAACAUGGACUUUAAAGUCCCGUCAAUCGAUUUCGAGAUGCACUUGAAAUUGCAGAAGUUGUUAGGGCCAUCAACCGGAAAAGGAGUCAAUGAAGUUGAGAAGACCCUUUACAAAGUGCAACAAUCCAUGCUCCCAGUUUUUUCAGUGCUUGCGUUUUUAGAGUCCAAAGAGUUGGAAGGAGAUGCGGGUAAAGCAGUCUGUCAUUUGGCAGAGUUAAUCGGAAGAUCCUAUUUUGACGUUUCUGACUUGCGCCGUCGGAACAUCUUGGAAAUAGUGGGCCCUGCGAUCAUUCCGCUUGUAGAAGACCGGGACAUUUUUGAAGUCAGUGAAGGAAAAGAUUUGUUUGGGAGCUCCGUCAUGAAGAGACUAUCAAAAAGUGGACGUUUCGUCAGAGAGCUGGUCGACCUGGACGUAGGAGGACAGAGGAAGGGCAAGUUACCAGUCAGAGAGCGUCUCUCCUUAACCCCUUCUCGCGAACAGCAGAGCAGUUACAAAGUCCAGCCGACCAACCACAUCCAAGAUGUCAACGGUAAUCAACGGCAUGCCGUCCGUUUUCAGCAACCAGAUUCCCGAGAUACCAGAAACGGCGUAGGUGAUCAGGGCCGCCAAGGGUCCGGUUCGGCUAGCCGAUGGAAUGGUAACCAACAGGAUUGGAACAACAAUAGAUCAUCCGGUAACGACAGCGCUUUCCGAAGAAGAGGCCGGGGAUAUCGUGGUCGAGGAGACUAAGAGUCAGAUAGCCAUCUCAUGGACACCAUGAGAAAUUCAAGCCACGAAGGAGAUCGGAAUCAUUGUUGUGCUGCUCCCCCUUUCCUUUGUUUGUUUGUUUAUUUGUUGUUGUUCCGUUUGUUUAU